AUGAUUAUAAAACGAGCACAUAUAAAAUCCCACAAUGGAACUCACGACCGUGACCCAAAAAGAUCCCCAGUCUCAGAAAAAAUCGAAGCUAGCCCUAAUUCGACCUCUUCGGGACAGACAUGUGGCGACUGGUUUGCUUGUGAUUUAACGUGCAAUUUAAGGGAGUACAACAAAAGUGACGAUUCUCCUCACUGUUGGUGUGACUGCCGAGCUCAAGGCGGAGCGGACUCUGAUCCGGCCUUCUUGGAAGAGUUAUGCGUUGACAAGACUUGUGAUUCAACGUGCAUUUCUUGGGCGUACACAAGUGACGGUUACUCACAAUGUUGGUGUGACUGCAGAUCUCAAAGCGGAGCGGAAUCUUAUCCGACCUUUUUGGAACAGUUAUGCGUUGACAAGACUUGUGAUUCAACGUGCAUUUCUUGGGCGUACACAAGUGACGGUUACUCACAAUGUUGGUGUGACUGCAGAUCUCAAAGCGGAGCGGCCUCUAAUCCGACCUCUUCGGCCCGGGGACAGACAUGUGGCGACUGGUUUACUUGUAAUUCAAUGUGCAUUUUAAGGAAGUAUGAUUCUCCUCACUGUUGGUGUGACUGUCGAACUCAAAGCGGAGAGGUUUCUAAUCCGACAUCUUCGGGACAGACAUGUGGCGACUGGUUUGCUUGUGAUUCAACGUGCAUUUUAAGGAAGUAUGAUUCUCCUCACUGUUGGUGUGACUGUCGAACUCAAAGUGGAGCGGGAUAUUAUCCGACCUUUUUGGAACAGUUAUGCGUUGACAAGACUUGUGAUUCAACGUGCAUUUCUUGGGCGUACACAAGUGACAGUUACUCACAAUGUUGGUGUGACUGCAGAUCUCGUAAGUUUUGA
Anneissia japonica is the source of this 864-nucleotide messenger RNA. RefSeq lists its product as uncharacterized. The transcript has 13 exons. The coding region runs from base 1 to 864 and encodes 287 amino acids. The record is from RefSeq and is a predicted model, not a curated record. NCBI's taxonomy places the organism in Eukaryota, Metazoa, Echinodermata, Crinoidea, Comatulida, Comatulidae.